AUGACCCCCUCCCGUCGCCUUCACUUCCCCCUCUCGUCGCCUUCACUUCCCCUCCCGUCGCCUUCAUUUCCCCCUCCCGUCGCCUUCAUUUCCCCCUCUCGUCGCCUUCAAUUCCCCCUCCCGUCACCUUCACUUCUCCCCCUCGAUGCCUUCGAUUCCCCCUCCCAUCACCUUCCACGCCUGCCGCACUCGCUUUCCCCCCGUCACACUCGCUUCCCCCCUUCUCACUCGCUUCCCCCCUGCUCACUCUCUUCCCCCCUGCUCACUCGCUUCCCCCCUCCUCAAUCUCUUCCCCCCUGCUCACUCUCUUCCCACUCUCUUCCCCCCUACUCACUCUCUUCCCCCCUGCUCACUCGCUUCCCCCCUCCUCAAUCUCUUUCCCCUUGCUCACUCGCUUCCCCCCUCCUCAUUCUCUUUCCCUCUGCUCACUCCCCUUGUUCUAACCCCAGUUUCCCCAUUUCUCACCCAUUUUCCCCCUUCACGCUCUCUUACCCCCUCUGCUCGCCCCUGUUUUCCCGACUCACGCCUAUACUCACUCUCUCCCCCCCUGCUCACUCUCUUCCCCCCCUACUCACUCUCUUUCCCCUUGCUCACUCUCUUUCCCCCCUUCUCACUCUCUUUCCCCCUUCACGCUCUCUUUCCCUCCCUUCCGCCCGUUGCCCCCCUUCGUCUCGCGCUCGUCCCCUCGCAAUCCCCGUCUCUCUCUCCCCCCGUCGCCCUCGUUUUCUCCGUUGCCCUCCCUUCCACUCCUCCCCGCACAUACACCCUUCCCUUCUUCCCUGUUUCCUCGUAUCCCCUGCGCUGCUUCCCCCCAUCCUUCGACUUGCUCCCCCCAUCCCCUUCCCUGCUUCCCCCCAACCCCUUCCCUGCUCCCCCCCAUCCCCUUCCCUGCUUUCCCCCUUCCCCUUCCCUGCUUCCCCCCGUCCCCUUCCCUCCUUCCCCCGUCCCCCUCCCAGCAUCCCCCCAUCCGCUUCCCUGCUCACCCCCAUCCCCUUCCCUGCUCCCCCCCAUCCCCUUCCCUGCUUCCCCCUAUCUCCUUCCCUGCUUCCCCCUAUCGCCUUCCUUGCUCACCCCUGCUCCCUCUGUUUCACCCUUGCUCCCUCUGUUUCACCCUUGCUCCCUCCCCUUCUUCUCUGCUCACUCUCUUCCCCCUUGCUCACUCUCUUUACUUCUGCUCACUCUGUUCCCCCCUGCUUCCUCUCUUCCCCUCUGUUCAAUCUGUCCCCCGCUGCUUCUUCUCUUCCCCUCUGCUCAUUCCGUUUACUGUCUUUCCCCCUUCACUCACCCCCAUACCCCCCAAUGCAGUUAUAG
Molecule: messenger RNA, 1311 nt
Organism: Closterium sp. NIES-65
Lineage: Eukaryota; Viridiplantae; Streptophyta; Zygnematophyceae; Desmidiales; Closteriaceae
Source: the annotation of a GenBank genome assembly